This is a messenger RNA of Pectinophora gossypiella (pink bollworm), 3846 nucleotides long. RefSeq names its product methionine--tRNA ligase, cytoplasmic (gene MetRS). Gene Ontology annotation, molecular function: ATP binding; methionine-tRNA ligase activity. The transcript is spliced from 25 exons. NCBI's taxonomy places the organism in Eukaryota, Metazoa, Arthropoda, Insecta, Lepidoptera, Gelechiidae. Gene Ontology annotation, biological process: methionyl-tRNA aminoacylation. The coding region runs from base 88 to 3072 and encodes 994 amino acids. The record is from RefSeq and is a predicted model, not a curated record. Gene Ontology annotation, cellular component: aminoacyl-tRNA synthetase multienzyme complex; cytosol.
UGCCAGCAAGAAUUUUAGGUUAUAAUCCGUUUAAGCUAUUGUGAAUUUUAUUUAUUUACUUAUUUUAAGACUGAAAAGUGUAUUAAAAUGAAGAUAUACACGAAUGAAAAUAAUACGUCUACCCUAAAGUUGCUUGUGGCGGCAUGUUUAAGUGGGAAAAAGGUGGAAUUACAAAAAUCUACGUUUGUAGAUGGAGUAUUUGCCGGCCCCCGCAGCCUACCACUGCUGGUGGUCGACGACCAGCUCCGCUUCUUUUCCAGCAACGCCGCUUUGCAGUAUCUGUACCCCACUGACAUAUCUAUCAAUGGACACUGUCAACAGUUGUUAGAAUGGGAGUCAACUCGCCUCCAGCCCACAGUGGGAGUAGUGGUGAGCAGCAAGUCCACCCCCCCAGAUCUGAAGCAAGCGCUGCAGGCCCUCUUGCAAACCUUGGAGUCAGGGUUGAAGGCUCACAAGUUUGUUGUUGGGGAUAAACUGUCGCCGGCAGACAUAGCCAUAUGGAGUACAUUGUACCCAGUUUACAACAUGGAGGAUCUCAAACAACAGUAUACUGCUGAUUUACCAGCCGUGGCCAGGUGGUACAGUGAACUUGCGGGGACAAAAGCUGUUCAGGAGGCGCUAAAACAGUGGGGAGGCUCAACUAGCGCCCCCUUGGGGGCGACGUCGGUACUUGGCGCACCCCAGCUGCCCAGCCAGCUGUCUCCAGCUGGCAGUCCAGACGAGGCCGGGGAAGCGGGCGUGUCCCCGGACGAGCUGGCGGCCGCCCGAGACACCUGGCUGAAUGGACACACAGCCAUACACAAAGCCACGCCGCCGCAGAAGCUUGUAUUGCCCGUAAAAGGUCGUAAGAACGUGUUGAUAACUUCAGCGCUACCGUACGUCAACAACGUACCGCACCUCGGGAACAUUAUAGGUUGUGUGCUCUCCGCUGAUAUAUUCGCCAGAUAUUGUCGCAUGUGUGAUUACAACACGCUGUAUGUGUGUGGCACGGACGAGUACGGAACUGCUACUGAGACUAAGGCGCUAGAAGAAGGCAUAACCCCCAAAGAGAUUUGCGACAAGUACUUCGCUAUACACAACGCGGUGUAUCGCUGGUUCAACAUUGGAUUCGACUACUUCGGACGAACCAGCACCCCCGAACAGACGGAAAUAGCCCAGAGGCUGUUCCUCAAGCUGAAGGACAACGGGUUCGUGAGCUCGCAGUCCGUCGAUCAGUUGUUAUGCCAGAACUGCGACAGAUUCCUCGCGGACAGGUUCGUGGAGGGCACGUGUCCGCACCCAGGGUGCCUGUACGAGGGCGCCCGCGGGGACCAGUGCGACAAGUGCGGGAAGCUGAUCAACGCUGUCGAACUCAUACAACCCAGAUGUAAAGUAUGCGGCCAUCCACCAACAAUAAAACCUAGUGAACAACUGUUCAUAGAACUUGGGCAACUCGAACCCCCCCUCCGCACGUGGAUAUCGGGCGCGUCCGCGAACUGGUCGGCCCCGGCACGUGCCGUCACCCGCGCGUGGCUGCGCGAGCCGCUGCGGGCACGUGCCGUCACGCGCGACCUCAAGUGGGGCGUGCCCGUGCCGCUGCCGCAGUACGGGAAUAAGGUGUUCUACGUGUGGUUCGACGCGCCCAUUGGCUACUUCAGCAUCACCCAGUGUCUCACCAAGCAGUAUGAGGCGUGGUGGAAACCUGAUAAGGAAUAUGACGUAAAGCUGUACCAGUUCAUGGCGAAAGACAACGUUCCGUUCCACGUGAUAAUGUUCCCGGCCACGUUGAUCGGAGUCAACGAGGGGCACCAUUUGGUCGACCACAUCUUUGCUACCGAAUAUCUGAAUUACGAAGAAGGGAAAUUUUCUAAAUCAAGAGGUGUCGGGGUCUUCGGUACUGAUGCCCAGGACACGGGAAUCCCGUCGGACGUGUGGCGGUUCUACCUGGCCAGCAUACGGCCUGAAACCUCCGACUCCAGCUUCAGUUGGGUGGAACUCGGCACCAGAAAUAAUUCGGAGCUGCUCAACAACCUGGGCAACUUCUGCCAUCGCUCCCUCAGCUUCUGCGCCAACUCGUUCAAGGGCGUCCUGCCGGAGAUGACGCUCACUGCCCAGGACCUCGAGCUGGUCGCUCUUGUCAACAGGGAUGUACUAGCGUACGUGCAGCACAUGGAGCGCGGGCGGCUGCGGGAGGCGCUGCGCGCGGUGCUGGGUGUGGCGCGGCGCGGGAACCAGCACAUGCAGGCCGCGCAGCCCUGGGUGCUGCUCAAGGGGACUGACGACGACAAGGAACGCGGCAGGACAACAAUAGGUCUCUGCUGCCAGCUGGUGGCGCUGCUGCUGGCGCUGAUCUCCCCGUACAUGCCCGACACGGCGCGCCGGCUGCGGGACCAGCUUGGGCUGAAGGACAUGCCGCUGUUGAACCCAGAUAAACCGGGUCUGAUCCAGUACCUCCCCGCUGGUCACGUGAUCGGCAAGCCGGAGCCCCUGUUCAGCAAACUGGAGCCCGAGAGACUCGAGGAGCUGAAGAAGAAGUACGCCGGCACGCAAAACGAACGAGCACAGCAAAACGGUGAUGUGGAGUCAAAUGCUAACGUCGCCGAGUUGGAGGCCGCUGUAGCGGCACAGGGCGAAAAAGUCCGCCAACUAAAAGCAUCAACGAAGGACAAAUCAGUGUGGCAGCCAGAGGUAGCCAAGCUGCUGGAGUUAAAGAAGCAACUAACGGCGGCGCAAGCGCAGCCUGGCCCCCCUGCAGCGGCGGCCGGGGAUGUAGCUGGCUUAGAGAAGGCUAUUGCUGAACAGGGAGACAAGGUUCGUCAGUUGAAGGCGCAAACGAAAGACAAAUCAGUCUGGCAGCCGGAGGUGGCUAAGCUGUUAGAACUAAAGAAGCAGCUCACCGCCGCUCAGGCUGCCCACCCUGUACAGGCCGGCAAGCCUGUAGUAGACGCAGCUGGCUUGGAGAAGGCUAUUGCUGAACAGGGCGAUAAGGUCCGCAAACUGAAGGCCUCGACGAAGGACAAGGCGGUGUGGCAGCCGGAGGUCAACAUAUUACUGGACCUCAAGAAACAACUCGCGGCCCUCACCACCAAGUAGAACUUAACCCCACACGCGUCCAACAGCAUGUGCUGUUUCCGGGAAUGUUGCCAAUUUGGGAACAUUCCAUACAUAAACUCCUGACGACAUGCACACAGCACUUCUCCCGCAGUCUCAAAGGUCGAGCAAAAUCUAGGUUGAAAAGAAUGCAUAUACAGGGUGUUAGUGACAUCGUAACGAAUACUGAGGGGGAUGAUUUAGACCAUGAUUCUGAGUUAAUAUCAAGUGGAAAUUUCCGUCGAAAAAGUCAUGACCUUAUUUAUUUUUUAAUUAUUUUCAAUUCUAUACUUUUGCGAUGGAAAAUUCCAAUUGAUAUUAACUCAGAAUAAUGAGCUGAAUCAUCCCUCUCAGUAUUCGUUACGAUGUCACUUCACCCCGUACAAGUACAUACACAUAGGUGCAUGUAGAUAUGGGUGUUAGUGACACCGUAACGAAUACUGAGGGGGAUGAUUCAGACCAUGAUUCUGUGUUGAUAUUAAGUGGAAUUUCCUGUCGGAAAAUUUAUUAAAAUUUUACUGUUUUUUUAAUUACUUUCAGUUCCAUACGUUUGCGACGGAAAAUUCCACUUGAUAUUAACUCGGAAUCAUGGUCUGAAUCAUCCCUCAAAGUGUUCGUUACGAUGUCACUAACACCCUGUAUAUUGUACAUUAUCUCAAACUAGGUCGAAACUAAUGUCCUUUGUAAAAUGUUUAUACCAGGAACAUUUCCGGGACGGCAUAUCACUGCUUCCAAACAAUUCCCUGAAUCUUACAAUUAAAAUUUAUUUAUUACGAA